GACGAUGUCCCUCUAACACAAGCGUUCACAUCUUUUGAAGACUUACUCACACAUCUCUAUUACAAAGCUACUUUCCUCUUCCCCUCUCUUUUAGCACAGCCCUUAUUGCAAUUUAACUUAUUGCGUUGCACUUUUCUCCCUCAAUCAUCCGUUGCCCACUCCGAGCUCCUGGAUUCACUGCUUCGUUCAGCGUGUACAUCGGCUUUUUGUGCGAUCCUGUCUUCCCGCUGCAUUUCUUCGCAUCGCCCGCUCUCGAAAACCAAAAGUCGCCAAUAUGUUCGCCGUAGAGAAGCUCCAACAACAAAGUCAGGCGGUGGCCCCGCAUGAGAAUCAGGCAAGUCGCAACUCGCCAAACAGGCCCUUCAUUCGCGAUGCCCCGACGGUGCGUCCGCAUUUGGCGCUGCCGAUCCACACGCCCGACUCCUCGUUCCCCGUUCGUGUUGCCUGCCACCGCGGUGACUGGCGCAACUACGUCGAGAACACGCUGGAGGCGGUGGAGAGCUGCAUCCAGAUGGGGGCUGACAUCGUUGAGGUAGACGUCUGGCGCACCAAGGACGGCGCGCUCAUCCUCAUGCACGACGAGACGCUGGAGCGGUGCACGAGCGGCCACGGAAAGAUCUGCGACCACACACUGGCCGAGAUCCGCGAGCUACGCAUGAAGGAUGGUCUAGGCAACAUGACCGAGUUUACGGUGCCGACCGCGGAAGAGGUGCUGCUCCUCGCGAAGGAUCGCGUGGUUGUGAACCUCGACAAGGCAGACUUGUACCUGGACGAGGCGUACCAACUGCUGGUCAAGACGGGCAUGGUGGCGCAGACGAUUCUCAAGUCGGACAUCCCGUACGAUAACCUGUGCAAGCGGUACGGCGAGGAGCUGCUGAACAAGGUGAUCUUUAUGCCCAUCGUGAACGUCACGGACGCGACCACCUAUGAAGAGGUGGAGCACAUCUUCGCACCCCACCACGACCUGUACGAGAUCAACUUUGAGAAGGAGAACGUGGCGAUUUUGCAAUACAUCCGAAAGCUGGCAAAAGCCACGGGGGCGGUGCUGUGGAUCAACACGAUUUGGCCGACCACCUGCGGUGGCCACAGCGACGACCACGCACUGCGCAACAAGGAAGACAACUGGGGCUACGUCGCAGAUCACAUCGGCGCAGGUAUCAUGCAGACAGACCGACCGGCCAUGCUGCUUGAGUACCUUAAGAACCGCGGUUCUCGUUAA
Leptomonas pyrrhocoris is the source of this 1219-nucleotide messenger RNA. RefSeq names its product putative glycerophosphoryl diester phosphodiesterase. Lineage: Eukaryota; Euglenozoa; Kinetoplastea; Trypanosomatida; Trypanosomatidae. Gene Ontology annotation, biological process: lipid metabolic process. Bases 275 to 1219 code for a protein of 314 amino acids. Gene Ontology annotation, molecular function: phosphoric diester hydrolase activity. The transcript has a single exon. The record is from RefSeq and is a predicted model, not a curated record.